Drosophila subpulchrella is the source of this 111-nucleotide messenger RNA. RefSeq lists its product as uncharacterized. Bases 1 to 111 code for a protein of 36 amino acids. Lineage: Eukaryota; Metazoa; Arthropoda; Insecta; Diptera; Drosophilidae. The transcript has a single exon. The record is from RefSeq and is a predicted model, not a curated record.
AUGCGAGUGGGCGGCGACGAACCGGCGACGACGAUGCGCGCGAUUUUCUCGCGUGGGGCUGGCGGAACGUUCAAGAUGGCACUGCCGGGCGAUCCACGCCGAUCGACUUGA